AUGUCGACUCCCGAAAAGGAAUUAUUCAGUGUGGAAGUGGAUAACGACACGGACUCAUCGCAGCCGCAGCCGCAAGGAGAAAAAUCGGCAAAACGAGACGCAUUUGCGGAACUUCUUGCUCCUAAACCCAAGCACUCUAAGCAUGCCAACCACCGUGAUUCACGAGCCAAGAGAGCGGUAGGUGGCCCGCGAGAUGCUCUGGGCGCCUACAUCGCAAGACCAGAGUCCUAUCCCGCCAACAUCGUGGUCUACUACAACGAUGAUUUCGUCAUCCUUCAUGACCUCUUCCCCAAAGCGACUCUGCAUUUACUCCUACUUCCUCGAGACCCGCAAAAGACCCGCCUCCACCCAAUCGACGCAUUCGACGACCUCGAGUUUCUUAACAAAGUGAAAGAAGAAGCGAAAAGGCUUCGCUCCCUAGCUGCAGGAGAGAUGAGGCGUAUACACGGGAAAUAUUCGGCUCAGGACAAGGAACGGCGGGAUGCGCUGAAUAUGGAACCUCCAUUGGAUGAGCUGCCACCGGGAAGAGACUGGGGGCAGGAUAUAAUGUGUGGGAUUCAUGCGCACCCAUCCAUGAACCAUCUGCAUAUCCAUGUGAUCUCUGUGGAUCGUUAUAGCGAUCGCCUGAAGCAUAGGAAACACUACAAUAGCUUCUCCACGCCGUUCUUCAUCGACCUUGAAGACUUCCCGCUGGCGCAGGACGAUGUUCGAAGAAACCCCGAUAAACAGGGCUAUCUGCGGAACAAUUUUAUAUGUUGGCGAUGUGGGGAGGAUUUUGGAAACAAAUUCGCAGAGCUAAAGUUGCAUCUCGAAAAAGAAUUCCUCGAGUGGAGACAGUUGUGA
This is a messenger RNA of Aspergillus tanneri, 843 nucleotides long. RefSeq names its product DNA 5'-adenosine monophosphate hydrolase (gene HNT3). The coding region runs from base 1 to 843 and encodes 280 amino acids. Lineage: Eukaryota; Fungi; Ascomycota; Eurotiomycetes; Eurotiales; Aspergillaceae. Gene Ontology annotation, cellular component: nucleus. Gene Ontology annotation, molecular function: double-stranded RNA binding; DNA 5'-adenosine monophosphate hydrolase activity; single-strand break-containing DNA binding. Gene Ontology annotation, biological process: double-strand break repair; single strand break repair. The record is from RefSeq and is a predicted model, not a curated record. The transcript has 2 exons.